Messenger RNA from Andrographis paniculata, 2569 nucleotides. RefSeq lists its product as uncharacterized. Lineage: Eukaryota; Viridiplantae; Streptophyta; Magnoliopsida; Lamiales; Acanthaceae. Bases 260 to 2569 code for a protein of 769 amino acids. The record is from RefSeq and is a predicted model, not a curated record. The transcript is spliced from 4 exons.
UCUCUCUCUCUCUCUCUCUCUCUCCAACUGCCAUUAGAUGAUGAUAUUAUUGUGAUAUUGAAGGAGUUGUAUGUUUGUUAUAAUUAUAUAAUUAUUUGGCAAAAUUGUUUGUAAGUAAUUUGCUUCUUUACAUGUGCAACAAUGCUGAUUUGUUGCUAUCAGCAGAAUUAUAGCCAAUAAGAUAUACAAACAAUAUCCAUCUAUCUAUCUUCUUCAUUCCAUAUAUGAUCGAAUCACUCAAAAUAAUUGUCUGUGAAAUAUGAUGAUGAUCAGAGGAGGAGGAGACACGUUAUUUAGGCUCAAGGGAGGAAGACACAGAUCUUCAUUAUCCUCCUUCGAUGGCUCUUCUUCUUCCACUGCCAAAUUCGUCUUCUCUUUCUCCAACAUUCACGCUCUCCAGGUGCCCAAAGGAUGGGACAAGCUCGUGCUAUCCAUGGUCUCCGGAAAGACGACUCUCCGGAAAACCGGCAAGGCACCCGUCAAGAAUGGCACUUGUCGAUGGCCCGAAACACUCUCCGAAUCCGUAUGGAUGUCCGACGGCGUCGCAGACCUCCACCAACACCUCAUCAAGUUCAUCAUUUUGCCGGGAUCUUCGAAACUCAGAGCCCUCGGCGAAGCCACACUCGAUCUGGAAAACUUCCUGAGUUCUCAAUCCCCGACUCAAGUAUCGUUACCGUUGCAAAAAUACCACCACAGCACCACCGUUCUACAAGUUGAAGUUACCUGUCUUACACCAAAAGCGGAUGUCCGGACAUUACAGGAAGCACGUUUCUCAACGUUUGUUUCACGUUCCAGCUUUGACUCGACGACAGACGAUUCUGUAGGCAGGCGUAGCCCGUCUUCGCAAAGCGGCAGCAACAAUACAGCGACCAGAAGGCAAGACUCGAUCGAAUCCAUCGAAGCUGCAUCUUACACCUCUUAUUCGGUGAAAUCAGUUCGCUCGAUCCAGGCAUCGGACAAGUAUGGCAAAAUAGACUUUGGCGAAUCAUCGGUUACGACUGCUCCAUCCUCGGAGACUUUCACUGAAGCCGAUGAUCCAGCAGUUCUAGAGCUCAUCUCUGAAGCAAAAAUGUGGGAACAGAACGCGCGUAAGCUAUCGCUCGAUUUGGAGACUUCGAGGAAGGAACUUUCUGCGUCGCAGGAAGAUUGUCGAAAACUAACUCAAGAAGUCCAUCGGCUGAAAUCCCAGCUGGAAGAAUCGCCGCCAAAAGGGAGCAUGAGUCAAUACUCGGAGAUCCGGGGAAUGGCGAGCAGCGAUAUACAGAAAGAGCUCGAGGACGAGGUGAGAUUCCAAGUAGAGCAGAACGAGCAUAUGUCGAUACAGCUCAAGAAAACGCAAGAGUCGAACAUUGAGCUCAUCGCCCUUCUUCGAGAGAUGGAGGAAACGUUGGAGAAACAGAAGCUCGAGCUGGAAAGACUUGCAACGGAUUCUAAAAUCAAUUUCCGGAAUGAGGAGUCGGAUGAAGUUAACGUUGUCGAUCAAGUCUCCGAUGAGCUUCUGAACCUGCAAGACUUAUUGCAAACAUCUCGCGGCAGAAUUCUGUUUUUAGAAAGCUCGCUCGACGACAAGAUCAUAGAGAUCGAGAUCGAGCAAGAUACCAUGAAUCUUGUUCUGAAGAGAUGUCUCGACGGAUACAGCCGUAGAUUAGGUGAGCUCGAUGCUGCCUUAUCAAGAGCGAUUAGCAAAGAAGAUUUAAAAGAGUCGAAACACAAUGACCAUCAAGAUCAGAGCAACGAGAUCGAACUACUGAGCUUAACAGAUUUUUCGGAACUAGAGACAGAUUCUCGAGACAACAAACCAGCGAUCGAUGUACAAUGCCCAAGGAAUGAGGAACCCGACGACAACUCCAUAGCAGGAAACGCCAAUUCAUACGAGAUGGAAAUCGAUAAUAAGGUGCCGAAGUAUUGUCAAGAAACCAUCGACGGGGAUUUUACAAUGAGCACCUCUGAUUGUUCCAGCCAUUCGGUAAGCGACGCUGUUCUUUACAACAGCAGCAGCAGCAUGAGCUCCCGUGUUUCAGACAACAUCGUUGAAGAAAUCGGGACACAGUGGAUGAAAUAUAUUAGCGAACUCGAAGAAGAAAACUUAUACUUAACGCAGCGGGUGUAUGGCUUGGAAGCUCAGCUAAGAUACCUGGUCGAUGCAAAGGAAUCGGGUUCGCUGGAGUUGAAGCAUUCAGAGCACGAGAUUAUGCGCCUCCAUGAUCAAGUCAGAAGACUGCAAGAAGAAAUCAAAUCCCAGAAACUUGACGCGAAGCAGAAGGUGCAAGGAGCGGAGAAACGAUGGUCCGAAGCUCAGGACGAGUGCGACCGCCUCAGCAAGCUGAAUGUGAAGCUGCAGGCCACAACCGAAUCCCUUGUCGACGAAUGCAGGUUACAGCAAAAGCUCGUCGGGAAGAUGAAGGAGCGGAAGCUGAAGUUGGAAGAGCGGUGUCUUUUCUUGGAGGGGGAAGCAAGAAAAUAUAAAGGCGUUCACUACAACAAAUCAGAACACGAACUUCUUGUCAAUGUGCUAGAAUCGAAUCUGAACUUGAACAAGCUCGACUGGGCGAAGAGAAUUACCUGCUGA